UUUCAAAUCAUAUUUUCAGCUAUAAAUCCUGCAGGAGGAGAAAGACUUCCAUUCCAGUGCACUAUCACUUGAUUGGUUCUGAUUGCCUUUCCUACAGCAGACCUCUAUCAAGAUGCCAUCCCAGCUGGAGGGUGCCAUGGAUUCACUGAUCCAUGUCUUUCACAAUUAUUCUGGAAAAGAGGGAGAUAAGUACAAACUCAACAAGGGCGAACUGAAGGACCUUCUACAAAGUGAGCUGGGAAAUUUCCUGGCGUCUCAGAAGGACCCAUCUCUUGUGGAUAAUAUAAUGAAAGAUCUUGAUUCCAACAAAGAUAAUGAGGUGGAUUUCAAUGAAUUUGUUAUUUUAGUUGCAGCUCUGACUGUUGCCUGCAAUGAGUUCUUUGAAGAGCAGCUUAGAAAACAAGGGAAAGCCAAGUAGGACUGUAAAAUCGUAAAAAGGCAUCCUAGUAAACACCAUGUUAAAGAAGGAUACAAAUAUAUCCCUUUUCCUUUGUAGAUAAUCUAUAAAUUCUUUGUCCAUGUAUUUUGUAAGAAUAGAUAAUUCACUUCAAAGGCAAUAAAAUCUUACAUAUGUUACACAAA
This is a messenger RNA of Stegostoma tigrinum, 582 nucleotides long. RefSeq names its product S100 calcium binding protein Z (gene s100z). The transcript has 3 exons. The record is from RefSeq and is a predicted model, not a curated record. Gene Ontology annotation, molecular function: calcium ion binding. NCBI's taxonomy places the organism in Eukaryota, Metazoa, Chordata, Chondrichthyes, Orectolobiformes, Stegostomatidae. Gene Ontology annotation, cellular component: cytoplasm. Bases 113 to 418 code for a protein of 101 amino acids.